AGAACACAUUGGAACACUGACCAAGAGAUUACCAGACAAGUAUGAAGUCCUACCUGCUUUAUUUGGAGAUGGCUAUGGUCUUCUUCUCCCUGAUCCUGCCUACCAUGGCGUUCUCCCGUGGUGCCGGUCCAGCUUCCUGUAUGAGGAUGAAUCCCGGCCACAUCCAAGCCCAACCCCAAGACCCUCAGAAGAGCCAUGUUACCAUUCGCACCUCGGUGCGCUCAUACCUGCCUGGACAGCUCAUCACAGUGACCGUCCGAAGCUCCCGGGACUUCAUGGGAUUCCUGCUCCAAGCCCGCGGUGGUCAAGAUGCUAAAGUCUUAGAAGAAAAACAAGGCAGGGCAGGGUCACCUGUAGGGGGUCCGGUCCUGGUGGGAGGCUCCUGGACCCUGACUCCGCCCGGGACACACACGCUGCGCUGCCUCUCGGAAGGCGACACGCUCACUCACUCGGACAAACAGCUGAAGAGAAACCUGUCGUUUGUGUGGAGGGCUCCCGAUGCACCCGUGGGAGACAUCCGCUUCUAUAUCACAGUGGUUCAGUCGUACUUUGUCUACUGGGCGGGGAUUAAGUCUGCAAUGGUGCGUGACGGGAGUCUUUGGACUGGAGGCAAUGCAAGCAGAGAUGAGACAAGAAGACUUCAUGAGUACAAGAUUACUGCUGUCACAGCUAAUGAGACCCCCAGGCCUUCCCUCAGACCUCCAACAGAAACACAAAGUUCUGCAUCCAAAGAUGUCUGGAGCAGCACUGUGCCUCGAGGAGCUUUCAAGGGGAACCACCUGAGCCGUGGGAUCAGUGAAUGGAACAAUGCAGUACAAGAAAAUUCUUCAAGAAGUCUUUCAGGAGACAAGCAUGCAAAAUUAGGCUCCACACCAGCAAGAGAGUCAGGCAGCAGUACAGGAAGCCCUGUUACUUUGAAGGACCCCCGUUCGUUGCUUUACUUAUUGGACCAGCUUCCUUUCAUAACCUCCUUCUCACCAAAUGUAGAAAACUUUUCCACUUCAUCUCCUCCUGUACUGCCUGACUCCAUCCAUAAUUUGAAGGAUAGGACAGUAUCUACAGACAUCAAAACAAAGACUUUGACAGUGAAUCCACUAAAGCUUUCAAAGCAUCACACUUUCCUCCUCACCAGCCCCUCAAUACCAAAAUCUCGUUUUUUUGCGUCUGAUACACAAGGUAGCUCAUCUUUACCAGAAAAGGCGGGUCUAUCCACAUCGCAGACAUCUGACCUAACGGGACAUGAGAAGUCCCAAACGUUAAGAGCGAUGCCCCUCUCAAACAUUGGCAUACGUACAGCAUUUUCAACCCAAAAAGUUUCCCAUUCAAGAUCAAUUUUACCAAACCCUCUUCAGUCUCUUUUCAUGUUUCGUUCAAACACCACAGACAAACCAAGUCCACAGAGUCCUCAAACGCUGCUGGAAAUGGUCUUACCCCAAAGUCAGAGACAAGUUAGCCCCAGCCCAAAAUAUCCUGUCUUGUCAGAAAAAUUAGCUGACCCCCAGGCGAGGCCCCAAUCCCCCCAAACUGUGACAUCCUAUACUCGUUGGUGGAUGCAAUCACAAGGCUUAGUGCCGACUGGAAAAUUAAAUACUUUGCACUUCAAAACAAAUGCAGACGUGCACAAAGAUGCCCACAUUUCUUCGUCCACAUCUGGAAAAUCUGUAAGUCCAAACACUUUCUCUGUUUCUUCACUUCCUUCUUCUUCCCUUCAGUCUUCAUUGAGCCUUCAAACAACGGCUCGUAAUCUCUCUCAAGACUUGAGCAAACAUUCAUUUAUUACAAAUUCCUCCAGCCAACAAAAAACUCAUCCUGUUAUUUCCACUCUACCAAACCUUUUUCUCACACCUCCUGAACCGGUCUCUGUCCACAUGUCCUCCAUUUUCCCAACGGUAUCUCACUCAUGGUUUUCCAAUUUUCCAUCUUUUUCGUCCAACUUUCCAUCAUCAGCCCCUUCCUAUUCUCGGUUUCCACUGAAUUCCAUGUCUAGCACCACUAGUUCAGCCUCAUCUUUUACUUCAACCUUCUCCUCUUCGCCCUCAUUCUCUGCCAAACCAUUGCUCCCUUCAACUUCUCUCCCUUCUUCCUCUAUUUCCAGCUCAGUAGGACCCUUAACUUUUAUUUCAGCAACCUCCGUGCAUCUAAGACCUUCGCCGGCUCGGCGUCGCUCCCACUACAACCGUCCUACAGCACCUCUGUCGCUUUCGCCUACCCAUAGACAAAUGUUGCUUAUUGUAUCCACUGACACUGAACUCUUCCACAAUCCAUCAAUGCCAGAUACAUCUGUUGAGUCAGAGCGUAAACCCCAACCAAAGUUCAAACUAAACAUUGGGGAUGAAUUCAAACCAAAGUUACCAAAGACAGCUGCCAAGCUUCCUUCCAAUCCUUCAGAGAUUCCCGGCAAGGGCGGAAAGUAUCCAGAAAUCGUGUCUAGGUAUACUUCCUGGGAGUUGGGGAUGCUGCUGGGCUGUUCGGCUGGCCUGGGCAUGGUUCUGGUGAUAGGCAUACGCUAUGUCUACCGCCAAGCCUGUGGAAAACACACUGAGGUGACAUUGAAUGACCGGGAGAGAGAAUAUGGGAGAGGCGAGAGAGGGAUGAUCCAUGUUCAGGAGUGCGGGGAUUUGGUCAGGGUCCGCAGAAUCCGAGAGAACAGCUUGGUGCUUCUUGCCGAGUAUGACAUAUUGGCAUCGCCUGGAGACUGAGGGACCACCACACUUCUGAGGAUAGUUACAUAUCAUCUAGCAACACUGAGGCUACUGAGUAGCUAGCGUGGUAUUCUAUCCUCUUUGGUGGAUUGUCAUAUAGAUGCAUUAAACAAUAAAGUAUAAAUUAGAAAUAUAUGCUGU
Entelurus aequoreus (snake pipefish) is the source of this 2843-nucleotide messenger RNA. RefSeq names its product reelin domain-containing protein 1-like. Lineage: Eukaryota; Metazoa; Chordata; Actinopteri; Syngnathiformes; Syngnathidae. Gene Ontology annotation, molecular function: oxidoreductase activity, acting on metal ions. Bases 42 to 2699 code for a protein of 885 amino acids. The transcript has 5 exons. The record is from RefSeq and is a predicted model, not a curated record.